Effrenium voratum is the source of this 273-nucleotide messenger RNA. The record is from the annotation of a GenBank genome assembly. Lineage: Eukaryota; Dinophyceae; Suessiales; Symbiodiniaceae.
AUGUAUGCAGGGCUUCCUCAUUGCUUGAGGUAUUGUGCAGGGCACAACGAUCUUCGCCUUGUAGCCAAAAAGGAGUACUAUCGGGAAGUGCGCGGCCUUUGCGAGCGUGUACUCACUGGCAACCCAGAGGCCUUCCAGCCACCAGACGGGAACCCGGGCUGGCUGGCCGCGCUGGGCGAAGUGUUUUCCGGGUCAGCUCUCAAAUGCCUGCCUGGCAUUCGGCGUUGCUUUGUCAAUAGCUCAGACGACAUCCAAGCCGAGACGCCGCACUGA